AUGCCCAAUAAUUUUUCUGAAAUUUCACCCAAGUCCUCACAAUUACAGCUCCUUCCCGUCUCAUACCAACGAAAUGUGGAGAAUCCGGAUUUCAAGCCAAAUUGUUUAGUUGGUGGACCAGAUAUCUACGAUCCAACACAGGCGGAAAAGGUCCCAUGGUUCGACGUGAACCUCGACCUUCCACCACGUCAACGCUUCAAACAAAUCGCCGCGGCCUACAAAGACGACAUCCGCGCGGUCUUUGAUGUUCUCAAUUACUUCCUCACCAUCAUCCCUGGCGUCAACGCGUGGGAACUCAUCGGAAACGUGACAGCAAGCGCGCUGGACAAGGGAAUGAUCAUGAAUCCCUACAAGGAUGAGGUGCUAGGAAUCGCCGAGGUCCUCGAGGUGCCGAUCGGAAAUUUGGUGUUCUUGAACAUCUUCUACGAGAUGUCACGUUUUUGUACGUCGAUCGUCGCACAGACUGAGGAUAAUAAGGAUUUGUAUCACGCGAGAAAUUUGGACUUCGGACAACUCUUCGUGUGGGAUAUCGACGCUCAGUCGUGGGGAUUGACGGAUGCGUUGAAGAAAGUCAGUGUCAAUAUUAACUUCUUCAAGAAUGGAAAACUCGUGUUCAAGGGAUCCACGUUGGCUGGACAUGUCGGUGUUUUGACGGCCAUGAAACCGCACAAAUUCUCUCUAUCGAUGAAUGCAAAAGUGCAACCCGAUUUGAUAAAUGUCGCCAAAUGGUACAUGGGCGCUUAUGAGAACACCGAUCUUCAAUUCGUCAUGUAUUUCGAACGUUGGCUUUUCGAGAACUGUGACGACUUCCAGUGCGCCCGCCAAAAGAUCGCCGAAGUGAAACUGCUCACCGGAGCCUAUUUCAUUCUUGGAGGUGUCAAUCCGGGUGAGGGAAGUGUUCUGGUGAGAAACACGACGUCGGUUCAAUUUGAGAGAAAACUGUUCGACGGAGACAAUGAUUGGUUCUUGUUGCAGACGAACUAUGAUCCCGAUAAGAAUCCGCUCUUCAUCGACAACCGUCGUGAUCCCGGAAACGCGUGUAUGAAGAAGUUGACACGUGCCGGCGUCGGAAUGAAGGGUAUCUACACGGUGCUCUCCUCGAAGCCAAAUCUCAACAAGACCACCGUCCACACCGUCCUAAUGUCUGUUACCAAGGGCUACUUCGAGACUUUUGUCCAAAAGUGUCCAAAUCCGUGUUGGGCGUUCUAA
Molecule: messenger RNA, 1209 nt
Organism: Caenorhabditis remanei
Lineage: Eukaryota; Metazoa; Nematoda; Chromadorea; Rhabditida; Rhabditidae
Exons: 7
Coding region: 1-1209 (402 amino acids)
Biological process (GO): fatty acid metabolic process
Cellular component (GO): lysosome
Molecular function (GO): fatty acid amide hydrolase activity; N-acylsphingosine amidohydrolase activity
Source: RefSeq, a predicted model, not a curated record